Messenger RNA from Cuscuta campestris, 1645 nucleotides. Lineage: Eukaryota; Viridiplantae; Streptophyta; Magnoliopsida; Solanales; Convolvulaceae. The record is from the annotation of a GenBank genome assembly.
GGAUGUAUUGAUAUCACUAGAAGCAGCAUCCGGCCGAACGCGGAACGAUUGAACGAACGUCACAUCCAGAGUCGGAACUGUGUCGGAAGUCGGAAGAGGAAAUCCAUCGGUAAAGCAUUUGUCAACAGGCGUCCACAGAUCGCGAUGGUUCCGCCGGCGGUCCCCUCCUCUCCCAGCUCCCAAUACACCCAGCAAUUUUUGAACAGCGUCCUCUCCCAGCGAGGCCCUGAGGCUCUGCCCUACUCGGAGGACCUCAAGUGGCUGAUACGCCAACACCUCCUCGCCCUCAUCGAGGCAUACCCUUCUCUCCAGCCCAAGACCGGAAUCUUCACCCACAACGACGGCCGGACCGUCUAUCUCCUUCAGGCCGACGGCACUGUCCCUAUGCUCUUUCAAGGCGUGACCUAUAACAUCCCCGUCGUCAUAUGGCUCAUGGAAUCCUACCCGCGCCACCCUCCCCUGGUCUUCGUCAACCCUACUCGCGAUAUGAUCAUCAAGCGUCCUCACCCUUUUGUCAACCCUUCAGGCAUCGUUGCGAUCCCUUAUCUUCAAAGCUGGAUCUACCCUAGCUCUAAUCUUGUUGAAUUAGCUCGCAAUUUGGGACAUUAUUUCAGCCGUGACCCCCCUCUGUACUCCCAGCGCAGACCUAAUCCAAACCCUAGCCCAACCCCCAACCCUAGCCCUUCUACCAGUGCCAGUUUUCCAAACAGUGCCUCGAUUGGAUCUCAUUCCCCAGCAAUCCGGCCCGCUAUACCCCCUCCACGUGCAUUUCCCCAGUCCCCAUAUGGAACUGGCAGUGGUUCUGAGAGGGUGAUGGAUGAUCCUUCAGAAGUUUACAAGCGAAAUGCUAUUAAUAAGCUUGUGGAGAACUUGCAUAGCGAUAUCUUGGGGUUGAGGAAGGCCAGGGAGGCCGAUAUGGAUGGCAUGUUCAAUGCCCAAUCUGCACUGAAGCUGCGAGAUGUGCAGUUGAGCAAUGGUUUGAAGGAGAUGCAGGAUGAGAAAGAGGGGUUGGAGCAGCAGUUGCAGAUGGUUCUGAUGAACAGCGAUUUGCUGGAAGGGUGGCUGAAAGAGAAUGAGGCUAAGGUGAUGAACUUGGGGGUGACGAAUGUGGGUGUGGACGAGGAGGUGUUUGAGCCUUGUGAUGCUCUUUCCAAGCAGAUGCUCGAAUGCACUGCCUCUGAUUUAGCCAUAGAGGAUGUGGUUUAUUCUCUUGACAAGGCAGUACAGGAUGGUGCAAUUCCUUUCGAUCAAUACUUGAGGAUCGUGAGGCUCUUGUCUCGUGAACAGUUCUUUCACCGCGCCACUGCCUCCAAAGUUAGGGCUGCUCAGAUGCAGGCACAGGUUGCUAAUAUGGCUUCCAAGGCAUCCCAGUAUUCUUUAUGAUGAUUUACACUAAGCAGCCAUCGUGGUGGUAUAAUGGAUUUUGACGCCAUUCAUAUACGGAUUACUAUUUAUUUCAAGGUUGGUUAGUUGUGUGGAUAAAAUCUUAAAGCUUGGUCUCUCUACAGGUUUUCACACUUCUUGGCUAUAGCGGAAACUUAAAAGUGUGUAUUUCUCUGAGCAAUUGAUAUGCGUGACUCUUUAUAUGUUCUAUAGUUAUGUGUACAAUUUUUGUUGAUUUCAACUAUAAAAAGUUUGGGAAUCC